AGAGAAGAAGGAGGCUACUUAGGAACAAAGAUGGAAAUUUCAGAUGCUUUUAUACUGGAAAGAAUUACUGAUAAUUAAGAACCAUCCAAAAUUUAAAUGACUCACCUGGUUUGUAGUGGGUUAUUUGCUAGACUUAUUGACAUGUAGGUUAAAUGUCCACAUUUGUUAGCCUGUAGAAUGUAUUCUUGCCCAGAAAUGGGUUGGAUUUAGUGACUGUUGUGGUCCUUCUUCUAACCCAGAGAGUUUUAAAUUCUGUAAUAGGGGGUUUAAUUUUUUUAUUUUAAUAGUUGGUUUUGUAGUAGGUAAAUCUUUCACCUACACUUGUACUCAUUCUGCUUUCUAAUUUUCACUAGCAGGUCUUGUAUUUGGGGAAUGAAAUAAAAAUGAGAAACCACACAGUGAUCAAAGAGUUCAUCCUCCUGGGACUUUCUGAUGACCCUAAACUGAAAGUUGUGAUUUUUCUUUUUCUGCUUAUCACCUAUAUCUUAAGUAUUACUGGGAACCUCACCAUUAUCACCCUUACCCUGCUGGAUUCCCAUCUUCAGACACCCAUGUAUUUUUUCCUCCGGAAUUUUGCCUUCCUAGAAGUUUCUUUCACAACUGUUUGUAUUCCUCGAUUCCUGAGCACCAUUAUCACUGGAAACAAAACCAUUUCUUUUAACUGUUGUGCAGCUCAAUUAUUCUUUUUCAUUUUUAUGGGGGUAACUGAAUUUUACCUACUUACAGCUAUGUCCUAUGAUCGUUAUGUUGCUAUCUGCAAGCCCCUGCAUUAUACAACCAUCAUGAACAACAAAGUCUGCACCUGGCUUGUCUUCUGUGCUUGGCUAGGAGGAUUCCUUAUCAUUUUCCCACCACUUAUGCUUAUUGUACAGCUUGAUUAUUGUGGGUCCAAUGUCAUCGAUCACUUUGCCUGUGACUAUUUUCCCCUUUUACAGCUUUCUUGCUCAGACACACACAUCUUAGAAGUGAUUGGUUUUUACUGUGCUUUGGUGACUCUGUUAUUUACUUUAGCAUUAGUAAUUCUGUCCUAUAUGUAUAUCAUUAGGACAAUUUUGAGGAUCCCUUCUGCUAGUCAAAGGAAAAAAGCCUUUUCCACUUGUUCCUCUCACAUGAUUGUCAUUUCUAUCUCUUACGGCAGCUGCAUCUUUAUGUAUGUGAAUCCCUCAGCAAAAGAAAGAGCAUCAUUAACCAAAGGAGUAGCUAUUCUCAAUACUUCAGUUGCUCCCAUGCUGAACCCUUUCAUUUACACCCUAAGGAACCAACAAGUAAAACAAGCCUUCAAAGAUGUUUUUCAAAGGGUAGUGCUUUUCUCAAGAAGGUAAAAUGCUAUAUUGACAUCAGUAAGUCAUGAAUUCAUUGUCAUGGAGUUCUGGUACUCAUCAUAUUUUGUCCAGGUGUGUUAUAUU
Molecule: messenger RNA, 1406 nt
Organism: Sarcophilus harrisii (Tasmanian devil)
Lineage: Eukaryota; Metazoa; Chordata; Mammalia; Dasyuromorphia; Dasyuridae
Product: olfactory receptor 6C3-like
Exons: 1
Coding region: 384-1322 (312 amino acids)
Biological process (GO): G protein-coupled receptor signaling pathway
Cellular component (GO): membrane
Molecular function (GO): olfactory receptor activity; G protein-coupled receptor activity
Source: RefSeq, a predicted model, not a curated record